CUUAAUUGUGGGCAAUUCAAAUAAAAUGUCUGAUAGCUCUGAGCAUUUUGUUAUCCGUGUCCGGGGCCUCCCGUGGUCCGUUUCAGAAGAUGAAGUAAUGGAGUUCUUUUGUAAUUGUUCAAUUAAAGAUGAUAAAGCUGGAAUUCACUUCACCAAGAACCGUGAAGGAAGACCGUCUGGGGACGCCUACAUUGAAAUGGUUUCACUCAAGGAUGUAAAAGAAGCGAUGAAACUGAACAACAAGAACAUGGGAAAACGUUAUAUCGAAGUGUUUGAGGCUCGUUGGAGUGAGAUGGAAUGGAUGAUUCAGAAGAACGUGAACAAGGAAGGGAGGGAGAUUCCGGAACAGGAGGGAGAAUUUGAGGCUACUAGUGAAAACGUUGUGAGGCUGCGUGGUCUUCCGUUUGAGGCUGGUAGAGAGGAAGUUAGAAGGUUUUUCGAAGGUACAUACGUUCUUUUUGCAUUUAAAACACAAAUCUCCACUGUUUACUGGCUAAUUAAUAAAACUUAA
This is a messenger RNA of Eurytemora carolleeae, 511 nucleotides long. RefSeq names its product heterogeneous nuclear ribonucleoprotein H2. Lineage: Eukaryota; Metazoa; Arthropoda; Copepoda; Calanoida; Temoridae. Gene Ontology annotation, biological process: regulation of RNA splicing. The transcript has 6 exons. The coding region runs from base 26 to 511 and encodes 161 amino acids. Gene Ontology annotation, cellular component: ribonucleoprotein complex; nucleoplasm. Gene Ontology annotation, molecular function: RNA binding. The record is from RefSeq and is a predicted model, not a curated record.